Molecule: messenger RNA, 13474 nt
Organism: Bicyclus anynana (squinting bush brown)
Lineage: Eukaryota; Metazoa; Arthropoda; Insecta; Lepidoptera; Nymphalidae
Exons: 9
Coding region: 291-3764 (1157 amino acids)
Biological process (GO): regulation of gene expression
Cellular component (GO): nucleus
Source: RefSeq, a predicted model, not a curated record
UCGUCAUUCGUGCUGUAGGCAGGAGUGAAGCGUCUCUAGUGUUUUAUGAUAUUUUAAAGAUUAUAAUUAGGUACUCACAUUUCUGUAUGUAAAAAUUGAAUGAAACUUGAAUGUGUAUUGUGCAAAUUAAAUUAACAUUGUUAGUGUUCAUUUAUAAUUAUGAUUAAGUUAGUUUGCCCUGGGUUAAACCAUAACCAACUUAUUAACUAGAGAACGUACCAGAAAAGCGUCAGCCACGGAAUACUGCUAACUGGAUCAGGUGUUAGUUAGAUGGAAAUCAGUUUGAUAAUAUGAAUGGAAGAGAAUGUGGCACAAUGGAGACUUCAGUGGGGUUGUCAAAUACUGGCUUGUUGGAAGAGUCACACACUGGCCCAUUGAAGGCUUCAAUUGAGUUGUCUUAUACUGACUCAAAGAAAGAACUAAUUGACUCAUCUGCCAUAUACCCCAUACAGGAGCCAUUGGAGGCAUCCCCUAGUGAUUCGACAGAGUCUUCUUCGUCUCCUAAUGACUCAAAGAAGGAGUUAAUCGAGUCAUCUGCCAAAAACUCAAUAGAAGAGCCGUUGGAGGUAUCCCCUAAUGACACAACAGAGUCUUCUUCACCUCCUACUGACUCAAAAAAGGAGUUAAUUGAGUCAUCUGCCAGAGACUUGAAAGAGGGGCCAUUGGAGGUAUCCCCUAUUGUCUCGACAGAGUCUUCUUUGUCUCCUGCAGACGCAAAGAAGGAGUUAAUUGAGUCAUCUGCCAGUGACUCUCUAGAGAAGCCAUUGAAGGAAUCCCCUAGUGACUCAAUAGAGUCAAUAGAGUCUUCAUCGUCUCCUACUGACUCAAAGAAGGAGUUAAUUGAGUCAUCUGCCAGGGACUCAACAGAGGAGCCAUUGGAUGUAUCUCCUAGUGGUUCAAAAGAAACCUCUUUAGAUGACACAAAUCCAACAUCACAACCAGAAAAUAUAACAAAUGGCACUGAAAAUCAUUGUAGUGGUGUGAAUAAUCAAUUGAGCUCAAAGAGCACUGACUUAUUAGAUAGCAAAGAAAAUACUGUAAUAACAGAUAUUUUGGAUAAAGAAGAUAAUAAUUGUAAUGAUGAUACAAGUAUAAUGACUGUAGAUGAUGAUUCUACUAACCAGAUUUUCAAUGAGGAAUAUUCUGAGAAAGGGUUGAACAAAACAGACAAUGAGAAAAAUAACCAGGAGAAAAAUAAAGAUACAAAACAGGGUGACAUUGAUGCCAAUGUAUCAAAAAAAAUCCAAAAUUCUGACAAUAAAUUAAAACGUAAACGGUUGUCCAGUUCUGAUGUCCUAGUUCUUAGUGAUAAUGACGAUAGUGUGAUUGAAUUAAAAGAUGAUCCACAAGCUAAAGAAGAAGACAAACCACCACUUCGAAGAAGUAGUAGGGUUAUAAAAAGAAAAAGAUAUGAUAAUAUGGAAAAUAAAGAUUAUGAAUCUGAUGUUGACGAUGUUCCUAUGAAUGAUGUGAAAAGCAAACAUAAACCAAUAAUGACAAAUAGUACAAAACCUUUAAUCGAAAUUGCAACCAAACAAAUAAGAUCAGCAACCCAUAAAAAAGAAAAUACAGUAAUAAAUCUAGAUAUAAAUCGAAAACAUUGUAACAGGCCACAACUUAUGCACAAAAAUCCAAUGCCAAUAAACAAAGUGACUGCACAAAAUUUAUGCCAAAGUAUUCUGGCACGUGGUACAACUGUGACUCCUGUGAGCACCAAACCAGCUUAUACACAGGCUAGUAAGUUGCCAGCUCAGCCAGUAUUACCUUCUCUUACUGAUGAUAUGUUUGUUGUUGAGGCACCAUCGUUUAUUGUACCCUAUGUUUAUGAAAAACCAUCUAACAUACCGUUUAGAAAAUUUGUGGAUGAGUUAGGUAAAGAAAUAGAACAAUUGAAUGUAGAUGAUCCAAAGAAAAAUGAAGAGAAGGCAGAUGAUACACUUGAUACAGAAGUUAAGGAAAUUGAUAAGAAAAUUGAACAAGAUGAAAAUGAAAAUGCUGAAGAAAAAACUGAAGACAAUGCAGAGGAUGAUAUAAAAACGAAAAAGUCAGUUAAAGGUAGAGGUCGUCGUAAAGUUGAAGAUGAUGAUUUGUCUUGGGAUGGGUCUUCAUCAGACUCAGACGAAGAUAUUGAUGGUCAUGAAAAAUCGAACAUUGUCAUCAUCAAAUCUGAAGCAUCCAAUGAAAUAAACGAUGUUCCAGGCAUAACAGUAGAACCCAAAACAGAAGGAAAAUCAAACAUUCAUGCUGACAUGCCACUAGGAAAGUUUUUUACAGAAAUUGGACUACAUUUGGUGCAAGAGUAUGUACAAAAUGAUCUGUUAAAACAACAAGUUAGAAAACUUAAUGUUCAAGAAAAGAAAGGGCAAAAUACUAAAUCUAUUCAGACAUGUAUUGCUUCACUUACAAAAAAUAUAGAAAUUAGUAAAACUAAUAAUGCACCAUAUAGAUUUAAAUUACGAAAAUGUGAAUUUUGUACUUUCAAAACUGAAUCAUUACUAGCGAUGAAACAUCAUCUGGAGACCCCUCACAUGAAAAAUAGUGUAUACAAAUGCAAUUUUUGUGAGUUUGACAGUAAAAGUCCUCAUGAUAUAUUGCAUCAUAUGGAAGCACAACACAAUAUUCGGGGAAGGUUGGAAAGGGCACCAGCUUACCACCAAUGUGCUAAUUGUCCAUUCGAAGACAAUGGCAAGGGUAAACUUGCACGACAUCUUAUUGCUUGCGCUAAAAAAUUCAAGCCUGAAUUCAAUUUAACACCACCUGUAGACUGGGAACCACCUGCAAAGAUACCAAAGAUGGCUCGGGCAAAUAAUCAAUUUUUGGGUGCAUAUCAUAACAUGCUAAAUAAAGGUCAAAGUAUUAAUAACAAUUUUGGACGACCGGUUGUGAACAGCUUAGGAGCCUCAUCGAUGUGUAAACCAAGAGGACGCUCUCCAAUGAAUGUACCGUCCCGAUUUACUCCUGUACAGGGCAUACCUAUUGUUCGAGGUGCAACUGGUAUGUAUGGAAGAAAUAACUCGACCCAAGUUCAAAUGUCUUCAAACUUUUCUGGGAACCAUGAGAAGAAUAUGUCAGUGCAGUCAAAGACAAGUUACCAGCCGUCAAUUUCUAUCACACCACUGAUGAGACAACCCAACCCACUUCAGCAGUCACUGGCUCCACCUCCUGGUCAGCAGAACAAGAGUUCUUGUGUAAUAUGUGAGAUAUGUGACGGAUACAUAAAAGACUUGGAACAACUUCGGAGUCACAUGCAAUGGAUACACAAAGUGAAAAUUCACCCUAAAAUGAUACAUAACAGGCCACCACUGAAUUGCCAAAAAUGCGAGUUCAGGUUCUUCACUGACCAGGGCUUGGAGAGGCAUCUUCUAGGAUCUCACGGCUUAGUUACAAGCUCUAUGCAAGAAGCGGCGAAUAAGGGUAAAGAUGGUGGUAGAUGCCCUGUAUGUGGAAGGGUAUACCAAUGUAAACUACUCAAUCACGUAACAAGGGAGCACAAGCUAAUGUUGAAACCCGCUCAUCUCUCCUACAAGUGUACUGUUUGCACCGCCACAUUUGGGAUGUACAAGCAGUUUGAGAGCCACGUGUACUCCAAACACAGUGUGCUAUCAAAACAUGGGACAUCUGAUAAAGAUAAAACUCCAGCCCCAGUCAAGGCUGGCCAGUCAUUAAGGAAACAGUUUAAAAUAAACAAUGACGUCACAAUUACACCCAAAUCUGUACCCAGUGCUGAGAAGAGUGGCGAGAAGAGUAUUGAGAAGGUUAAAUAAAUUGUCCCAGUGCUGCAAUUUUAAAAGUCUUGCCAACUUGGUUGUACUUUAUUUAUAUAUGGGCAUUAUGAGGCCUUCUUCAUGCAUAGUGUACAUUCCAAUGUGUUAUUAGUUUGCACCAAAUUUUAAAUAUAGGAUACAAAUUUUAAAUAUAUAUAAUAAUAAUUAUUAUUAUAAUUGAAAUGUUUCGCAUGCUGAGAUUUUUUAUGUUUUUAAUUUGACAAUUGUGUGUUUUUUUAUUUAUACAAUACUUUGUGCUAUGAAAGUAGGCAGAAAAAGUUCAUGAUACAUAUCAUUGUAAUUCAUGUAACUACUGUUACAAAAAUACCAAUAGUAGUUAAUCUGUAUUACGAACGAUCUUCACCCAACUGUUUAUUGGAUGAAAAGUGUUUUAUAUCAAAUUUAGUAUGUUAAAAAUUGUAUUGCGAGUAGGUUGCCUAAAAAAUCCUGGGUAACUUAACCAUUAUUUAUCAUAACUGAUGAUAGUUUUGCCAGGACUUUUAGAGGCAACAUACUCGCUUUAUAUUUUUUAAUGUACUAAAUUUGAUAUGAAACACUUCAUCCAAUAGACAGAUGGGUGAAGAUCGUUUUUAAUACAGAUUGUACUACAAUAUAUUUUAAGAUUUUGAUAUAAGGUAAUUAGUUAUUCACUCAAUCUAGAGACAUGGAUAUAGUUUAGAGGGAUUUCCUAAACAUUCGAGAAGUUAUUAUGUACUUUUUCAGCCAACUUUUGUCACAAUUUUCGUAUUUUGUGUACCAAUUUAUUAUUUUUGUGUAUUAUUGAAAUAAUUACGAGAUUAUGUAGUCUAAGCGUGCAUUCAAAGGAUUUGUGUAAAUUUGCCCAAGAAUCAACAUAGAUUGACAUACAUCUUAAGUCUUAGCUAAUGUGUGUAAAAAUUAAAAAAAAAACACGUUUUUCAAAUUAAGUUUAUUAGAAAUCCUUAACGUUUAUUAAUUAAUAUCGAUAUAUUUUGGACCCUUAUUCCAUGUACGAAAUUAAUAUUGUUUAUAUUAAAUUUGAUGAGUCAACUUUUAGCAGUUCAAUUUGACGUGAACAUAUUUUAUGAAUAUUGAUUCUUGGGCGAACUUAGUGGAGUAUGAUCCCAGAGCGAUUUAAAAUAAAGAGUAAGACGUUUAUGGUAACUGUGUUCCUCUUCCUAAACUCAUAAUCUGAUUCAGUCUCUCUCGCAAACAAAAUUUUGUGUUAUAUUUUUUUUAUAACAGAACAUCCCCAGUUUGGUUAUUACUAUCUGUUUGACUGCUCAAAUAUUUCUCAGUAAUAGUUAUCUUCAUCAUAUCAGCCGAUGGACGUCCACUGCAGGACAUAGGCCUUUUGUAGGGACUUCCAAACAUCACGACACUGAGCCGCCUGCAUCCAGCAUAUCCUUGCGACUUGCUUGAUGUCGUCAGUUUAUCUGGCACGUCGAUUCUCUUUCUACAAUUGCAAACGCUUCGAAAAUCAAAAAUUCUAUGGGAAUGACAAUAUCGACAGGUCACGUGAUCAAGCUAUCGGAGUCAUUACCAUACAUUUUUCUGUUUUCGAAGCGUUAGCUAUUGUAGAAAGAAUCGAUGUGCCACAAGGCUACCGGCCCUGAAAACCUAAUUCAUCUUUGUGAAAAUAAGUUAUUUCAGAUCGCUCUGGGACUUGGACUAUGCGUUUGCUAUAACUAUAAUGGGGAUGAUGACUAGGUUUGCAUAUAUCGAUUUUUAUGAUACAUUCGGGUAAAUAAGGUCAAUGUUAACUGAUUUAUACAUAAAAAGCAAAGAUUGACCGGAUAUUUGCAAAAUAAAUAAGAUCUUUUAUCGUACCUAGAUGAAAAUUCAUACAGUUUUAGCUUCCUUACAUUAAAUGUGACAUUUUCCAAUUUAAAAACUAUAAACAUAAACGCACAAAUAACAAAGAUAUUAGUAAUUAUGUUUGACCGCCCAUACAAAUCUAACGAUCAUUAUGGACCUAUGACGUCAUUAAUUCGUACCUUUUUGUAUGGAGAGUUUGUCAGGGAUCCGCGGCAGCGCCGCAAAUCUGAACCUUUAAAUCCCUGUAGUUCCGAAAGUAAUGAUCGCAGAUACCCUGUUACUUUUACAAAGUUGCUUUACUAUUAGUAUACUCCUGAUUGAUAUACAAUUUAAAAAACUGUCAUCAUCCCUAUUGUCCUUUGGCCCACGCCGCUUGUGCUAGCUUUAGACUCGUUAUUAAACAGACUGAUCAGGGGUAUUAAUAAUAUGGAAAAUGUUUUCUUAUUUAUAGAAAUUUUAACUAGCAAUGAAAAUACAUUUUAUUUAAAUAUCGUAUUGAUCUCUCAUAUUUCUAGACUUGCGUUUUUUUUUCAACCAAGUUAAUUUUAAACUAAUUUGAAAUAUUUUGUAUCUAUGCUUAUGACAUACUCAAUAUGCACUGUUUACCAACGAACAAAUUAAAAAUGAAGGUUAAAAUUCGCUGGUCAUUUCACACCUAAUAAUAAUUAUAAUUAACUUAUUCUUAAUUACUUUUAUUUUUAUUACAGGUUUAGGUAGUUAAUUUAGUUAAAUAUUAUUGUUUUAUUUAAUUGUACAUAAUUAUAAAUACAUACUAUAAAAAUAUAGUAAGACUUGUUCUUAAAUUAAUGAAAAUAAAUAUAAUUAGUAUUAAAAUAAAAUAAAAACAAUUACAUAUGAAUAAUACGUUUUGAAUAACAUUUUAUAUAAAAACAAUACAUAAUAUGCAUCGAUCUCCUAUUAAAAGGUGGAUGCACAAUCAGCAACCAAAAAACGUCCCCAUUCAAUGAGUGCCAAACACAACUUCUUGGCACUCAAUUCAAGUAGCCGCAUUUGCAAAUUCAACCUUAAACUCAAUUCUUAACGUUCAAUUUGCUCUGAAUUUGGGAUGUUAUUGAAUAUUAGACUUUAUUUAAAGGCCUUUAGGUAUAAUUUUCUUUACCAAUAAUUGUAAAACUGUCAAAGCAAAAUUGGCCAGUUUUUAAGUGAAAUUUUCUACAUGAUUGUGCGUCUUUUUAUUGUAUGAGGUUAAUGAUAUUAUGGAAUAAAAAUGUUAUGAAAUGACAUGCAUUUUUUACCUUAAUUUCUGAUUUAUUUGUAGGUAAACAGUGCGCAUUGAGUAUGGCUUUAGUAUAAUUUCAUCCAGAGGAUGACGGAGGAUGCCUGGUCAUAUCAGUGUUUGAUGAUUGAAUUGAUAAUGUAAAUCUAACUAUGAUAGGACUAAAAAUAUCCUAGUAAAAACAUGAUACUAAAACUCAUUAAUUGAUUAUGAAGCACUGCUAAAACUCACGUGAUACAACGUCGGAGUAUGCUAGAUUAGUUUCAAACCCAUACGGGGCCCUUAAUCAUGAGCUGGUUCUUGCAACGCGACACGACAGCGCGAGCGGCCGCACAAAGCGCGCUUUGGGAGAGGGGCUGUGGGGUAAGGCGUGAAGGUUCCGUUACACUCCGACGGUUCAUGAAUGAACCGAAACUAGUCGGGCAUACUCCGACGUUGUACCACGUGAGUUUCAUAAUCAAUUAAUAUGAAUAACACUCACGAUGAUUUAAAUACUAAAGUGAUGUUUUUUUUUAAAUUAUGACUGUUUUUCUGUAUUAUCAUAAAAUAAGAAUUUAUAUUUUUAUAGUUUAUCCUUAAUGACAUCAUUCAUAUAAUUUAUCAAUCAUAUAAUCAUCUUAGUCCUCAAUGGAAACUGGUUUCGCCUGGAAAUAGAAGAUAGAGUUUGAGAAGAAUCUUAGGCCGAGGUUUCCAACUCUACGAGUAUGACAUAAUAAAGCCCUAAUCUCAUUUUCUACACACGCACCGAAGCGUGAUAUAAUGAGAUGCUAGAUUUCCUUUACAAUAUGUAUUAAAGCUCCAAUUUCAGGCCGCGAUCUACACUGCGAUACCAAGUAUUGAAGUCCGAUACCAGGCCGAGCUCUCCAUUACAUUGUCAUGUUCACAAUGUAAUUUCAAAGUCUAAAAUUUAAUCGUAAGGAAAACCCUGUUUUAUACGAAAUGGCCCCUUAGUGUAAAAUUACUUGUAAAACUACUCACUAUGUAGAUAAUACAGAAUAAGUGUGCACUAUAUUACGUCACUGCCUCGGCUUUAAGCCAACUAUAUGUAUUAUGAGCAAAUAAAUCUUUAUACAAUUCGAUGUUAUAGCCGAUUCGAUGGAUGAUUGUAUCUUAGUUAACGAUAAUUAAUUAUAGUGGUUAAUAUGCACUUUGUAUGGAUUGUAGUUAUACAAUGUUGCCAGUUGCCAACUGUAUGUAUUGACUAUUACGGAAUUUCGAAUAUUAAAAAUCACAUUCAUACUAGCAACAUUUUCAUAAGUAUAUUUAACACGCCGGUGUUACUUCAAAAGUUCAUCCAUCGUAUAUAAUUAUGUAUAUUGUGAAAAAUUUCGUUUUUCUAUUUUGACAGCAAAAUUAAUCAAUUUUGUUUUACCUUUUCAUGUUUAUACUUUAUAUGGGCAGUUGUAUAAAUAGUUUUCAAUGAAAAAAAAAUAAUCUAAAUAAUGUAUUUAUAAUUGUCUUUUUUAAGUAAUUUCGAUUACAUAGUCGUAAUUAAUUAAUUCCUAGUGUAGACCAAGUAGUAUUUCAAGUAGGCUCAUUUAAAUGUGUUUAAUAUAUGGUUGUAAAUUAUUUUGUUUCGCUUAUAAUAAAACAAUAUUAUAAAAGAAAGUAUUUGUACCAGUGGCGUAGCCUGCCUUGACGGGGCACUGUAUCAAUAUUAGUUGGAGGGGGGCAAAUAAAGGGUAAAUUUCUCACAAAAGAAAUAAAAAUGCUUGCUUAAAAUAAAUAUGACAGUGAGUUUUUUAAAUAAGUAUGUAUAUGAUAUAUAUAAAAUGUUUCCAACUUUUGGGUGCUCGUUUCAUCCGGAAAAAAGGAUUACUUUUUUUACUUUUGUCAUUUCUGGAGUGAAACUCUAAAGGCAGUUUUUUUUUGGAUAGCAUCAGAUUAAGUGUGAUUCUGGAUAACAUUUUACUAGCUUUCACACAUAAGACCUCGUAUCAUUGAUACGGCUGAUACGAAGAUAGCUACGCCCCUGAUUUGUACACCCAACUUGCACAUUAUAUACCUCAACGAAUCUGAUAUAUUUCAAUAACUCAAUUUUUAAAGGGCAAUGCUCACGCACACUCUUACAAUGUUGGUCUAAAGUCAUAAAAUAUUUACCGUGGAUCUGUAAAUUAUAUCUAUAUAUACAUGGAAACUGUUUUAGAAACUGGUUCGUAUUUAUUGUUAAAACAAAGUGUAAUUUUUUUUUUAGAUGACUCAAGCUUCAUCAAUUGAUCAUAUAUAAUAAUCUAUAAUGAAGAAGAUCCCCUGAAAGAAAAUUGAAGGACAUGUCCCAAAAUGGUAUCAAUAGACACAAGUUAAAAAGAAACAUUAAAUCGUAGACAGAGAAGCAUUAAACAAAGAAAUCCUUAAAUUGCUUUAAAAACGCCAUAAACGAACGCUACUACGCGAAGAUCACUGACAAUUUGUCAGGGUGUGAGUUACAAGCAUGUUGUCAUGAUAAAAAUUCUUAAUUAAUGUCAGCUAAUAAAUAUUUUAUAUAAUUAAUUAAAAAAAUGCGGGUUCCAAAUUUUUUUUAUUUUGGGUUUUAAGCCUUAUAUUUUAUGUUCUUUUAAGAUAAAAAUAAUUUGUUCUGCUUAGUUAACACUCGGAUUAAAGGCCCAGCCUCAGCCCAGCCAAAAUUGGGACAUGUUCUUUGUUGGGUUUUCAGGCAAUAAUAUGACUCCACUGUUGUUUUAACAAUGCAAAUACCUGUAAUAUAAAAGUAGUGAGAGAUAUUUAUAAUAUGUUAAUGGAUAUUAACGUGCAAAUGUAGAAUAAAAAUGCUUGAAAUCAUAAUAAUUAUGUGCUCUUAUGAGUAACUCUGUACUUACGAAGUGAUAACUUUAUAUGUAUUUAUAUAAUAUUAUGUUUAAUUAGUCCCAACACUUACCAAAGUUUGGGUAACGUAUUUUGUUACCAACUUAGCAUACUUGAAAACACUUACCAAUUGGUAAAUCAAUACUAUAAUGACGACCUGUUAGAAUUUUAUAUCGUUCGGUCAAGAUUAUUGUCACAGAGUUGAUGAAUUGAUGAUGAUUAUAAUUGAUUGAUCAGUCAACAUCACAGCAUGCUCGACGUAUGGCUUGGCGCAUAUCGUGUUAGGCUCAGUGGCGUAGCGUGCUUUAAAGGCGCUCUGUAACAAAAUUUGUUAGAGGCCUAAAUGAAGGGUAAAAAUUUCUCACAUAAGAAACAAAAACGCGUGCUUAAAACUAAUAUGACAGUAAUAUUUGUAACUUUGGAUUUUGUCAUUUUUGAAGCGAAAGCUCAUAGACAGUUUUUUAUGUUUUUUUCCCCGGAAGUCCACUUUUGGAAUUCUAAAGGCAGUCUUUUUGUUUGGAUAGCACCAGAUUAAGUGUGAUUCUGGAUUACAUUUUACUAAUUUUUGCUUUCAUACGUAAGGGCCCCCUAUAGUUAUGAUACUGCGGUAGCUACGCCCCUGGCUAAGCUAUAACUGACAUACUGAUUAUAAAUGACAUACUAUCGAACUGUUAUUGAAUGUGCUGGCGUUGAAAUAAAUACUAAAAGUAAUAUAAACGGCAGCUAAUCUCUUCGUAGUGGCGAAACCUUAGGUAAAGCGCCUCUCCAGAUGUGGGUCGGCCUUAAAUAUUCUUUUCAAAAUUAAUAAUUAUAUUAGCUUUCUAUACACCGUAGUUAUGUAGUUCAUUAAAUUUUUAUUCACAAUCUGCUAAGAGGACCCAGUAAACUUGCCUAUACCUUGUCGUUUACAAAAUAAAACGCACCGUUUGUCUUUGCCUAUGAAGCCAUUUAGCCAAAUAUAACAGCAUAGCUUAGUUGAUUGAAUUUAGGGUACAAAUAACAGAUUUACCGAAUUUCGUUGGUUCAACGUUUAAUAGGCUGUGUACUGAUUUAUGACGGAGGAUAUAAGCAUAAUAUAUAUAUAGGUAUUUUCAUUUAUCAUUGAAUACGGUUUGUGUUGUAUUCAUCACAAUAUUUAUAUUGUUCAAAGCGUGUGUUAUAAUAAUUAAAGAAAUUUAUAUUUUUUGUUUAAAAGUGUUGUUGAUUUUUUUUUAAUUUUGUCUUAUUACUUUUUGAUCUGGAAAUUCUAUUAAGUAGUUGUCUUCUAGGAAAAGAGAUGCAAAAUUCACGAGAAUUUUGAUUGUAUUUAGUGUUUUGCAAAAAUAAUCUUAAUGAAUACCAGUAUUUUUUUUUAUUUAAUGUUAUCAAUAAAUCUUUUGACACCAAUUUCUAAACAAUUUUGGUUUAAUUUAGUUUAGUGCAUCCUAUGAUUCUUCACUUUAUCAUUGUAAAUUACGAAAAUAGAUGAGUAAUAUUGUGCCCUGCUUGUAAAACAAACUCACGAAUUUUCAAUAUACUCGUAAAUUUUUUUUUUACAUUAUAAAUCUUAUUUAAUUAUAAUUACAUUAUAGUAAAAAGUACAAAGUGUAAAUCAAUGAAAUGCUGGAUUGUGUGUGUAAAAAAAGGAAUUCAAAAUUAAUGUUCUUGGAAUGAAAACAUAAUAAUAUUUUCAUUUGUUUGGAAAGGCUUACAUUGAAAUAGUCUUCGAAUGAGAGCCUUUGAUAGUCAUAUAUUAUUUUAUGAAGGCUAAACGCGAACCAUAAGCACCCUACAAGUAGGUAUAGCUUGGCAAAUUAAUUCGUAAUACUCCCAGUGAUCCACGGGGGCCGGGGGGCGAGUAGCGAUGACAGAUAAAGAUUGACCUCUACACAACUUAUUACAUUACGAAUUAGUCUUCAGACAUCUCUGAAUAUCCUUUAUAACAUAUGUAACUCGAUAUUAGAAUAUACGAAUAUGUGUAUUAUAGAUUAAAUAUAUCACACUAAUAUUAGUCGAAAGGCGAAAGUUUGUGUGUGUGUAAGCAUGUUUGUUCCUCCUUUGUGCUGCGGCUACGGAAGCGAUUUGGUUAAAAUUUGGAAUGGAAAUAGAUCUGUCUUUGGAUUAACACCAUACUUAUAGGCUACUUUUCAACCAGAAAAGUUUCCCGCGGGAUUUGUGAAAACUGAAUUCCACCCGAGCGGAGUCGCGGGCGUCCGCUAGUAUUAUAAUACUCGUAUAAGUAAAAAUAAUUGGCGGAAUAAAAAGUUUCAUUUGUUGCACAACAUUUAUUUGUAUAUUGAAAAAAAAGGAAACAUAACAAAUCUUCCUAUUAUAUAUUAUUAAAUAAAAGUUAUUUUAAUAAUGAUAUUUAGCAGUUAUUGUUGUCUUGACAACCAAUAACUUAGCAAGUCGUCGGACUCAUUGUCGAAUAUCGCGUGCGUUUUAUUUUGACACUGAUGUACCUGACUUAUGCGCGCCGCGCGCAUGUUUUCACACCCACGCAGUCAUACGUGCCCCGUCGCCCGCAUACCAUGGGACUCGCCAACGAACUUGCCAAGCUAUAAGAAGUUGACUACUGUACUUAUGAUAGGAGCGUACGCUAACAAAAGAACUUCAGAAAAACGAGUGACUAUUGCAAGCUCAUUCGUUUUUUGGGGUUUGUUACAUGCUUCCUGUUGUCUACGUCUGUUUUCAUGAAGUUGACGUAAACGACCGGAAGUAAUAAGUUGUUAAAUAUGACCUUGAAAAUUGUAACCCAUUUGAUUGGUAAAUAGUUUAAGGUUAAUUUUAACAGCUUACAUAUCACAUCAAGUAGCAUGUUCUCUUAAUAGCUUCAAGUGCCUAACACACCACGCUGUCUCAUUCGGCACAUUUAAAAUUGCGCAUGAACAACGUGAUUACGUCAUAGCUGAUCAAGGUUUAUUAUUAAAUGGUAAAAAAAUAUUUUCACAUACGAAGUAAUAGAAAUCGUUGAGGCAUUUCUAUAUAAUAUAAUUAUUAUUGAUUUCUGCAAGCAGCAGAACAUGAUUUAUUUAAAUUAAUGUUCUUUUAUUUCAACAAAUUAUAGUCCUUGUGCUCAUGAACAAAAUAUUUAUUCAUGACCUUGCUGUUCAAAGUUUCUGUGUGAUAUUCAUGCCGACUUGAACGAAACUGAACGAGGUGAAUCAUGUGUGUUGGGUGAUUACCUUCUAAGCCAUCUUCAAGACUUGCUGCAACCGAAAUAAUACAAUAAGCACCCUGUUUAUGUUUAUAUUUUACUCUGAAAAUUCGAUAAGGUUUGAGGAACAUUUGACUCUUUUUUUCUUUCUUGAAGGUUAUCAUUUAAUAUUUGUAGUUCUGUGAUACAUAUAUUAUAUUUCAUAAUUACUUAGUCUGGAAGAUUAAUAAUAGCCUUUAUUUCCAAUAAUAUAAAAGUAAUUGCAAAACAUUGUACAUUAAAAAUUUAGUAUUAAUUUUAAACAUGUCAAUUUCAAUUUGUACAUUACAAGUUUAGUAUUAAUUUUAAACAUGUUAAUUUCAAUUUAAAAUGUUAAUAAAUAUUUUAUGUCAGAGGAAUUCUUCGUCAUUGUUAAUAUUCUGUCAGUGCUUUAUGUUAGUUAAUUAUUGGAACGUCCUGGAAGUCUGGAAGAUUGCUUGUAAGUAAAUGGGCACCAUGGGCACCUCUUUCAUAGUUUUGAAUAUCAUUUUUUCAAACAAAAUGGUCUUGAAUAUUUUUUUUAUAAUAAUCUUGGGCUUAAGGAUAUUAUCAUUAUACCUAUUUGACAUAUUAUUUCAUUUGAUUUAUUGUGAAAAUGUAUGCUGAAUAAUAAUUUUGUAAAAUUUUGUUAUAUUAUUGUACGAUUGUGAAUAUUUGGUAUCAUAUAAGUACCUAUUUGUAAUAAAGAUACCUUACCAA